AUGGAGGAAUAUGCAAGAGAGCCUUGGUAAUUUUAUGCUUCCUUGCCCCUCUGAUUUCCAGGAUUUCUUCACAAAGGUUAUUUUUAGAGGUAUAAUGACUGAAUUAUGUCCUUGAAUUCUUUGUAGUCCUUACCGAAUCGUGGAUGACUGUGGAGGAGCGUUUAUGAUGGGUGCCAUCGGUGGAGGAAUCUUCUCGUUUGUGAAAGGAUGGAGAAAUUCGCCGGCUGUAAGUUUCGUUCCUCCACCUUUUUUCGUGUGUGGAUUUUUCUGUCCUAUGUUAUUCCGAAUAAAGUCGUGAUUUGCAUCGUAUAUAACUGAACCAGUUACUCAAAAUAAACUUCUUUCAGUUCCAAUGGAUCGUGGUAGUCUGUACUGAUUCUAGAUCAGCUGAUGACAAACUCGAUUACAGCAUUACAAAAUAUGAUUUACCCUUAUAUCUAUGACGAUAAACUGUAAGACAUAUCCUAGGGAAUUUAUCCACUGUCAUGAAAUGAUAUACAUACUUAGGUUAUACUUGAUUUUGUGGCUACGGUAGACAAAAAAUAUGAAUAUCGAACUUUUAUGAUAUUUAAUGGUCAUGGCAAUGCACACACGUGAUAAUGUCACCAUGUGUACUCAAACAAACAAAGAGUAUGAUUGUAAAGAAAAAUUCAUGCUAGUCCUGCAUACUAAAUCCAGUUCCAAAUGACUUUUUAAUACUUGAGAAAAUUCUUCUGUUGACGAGUAUGAUACAUUUUUGAGGAGAUUGGUUACGAAAAUAAAGAAAUUUAAAAUUAUCACUAUGGGAUGGUACCCGGACAAACUCUCUGUCCUUUCCAACAAAAAAUAUUGGGUCAUCUCAAGUAUACUGCUUCUCUAAGGAUUAUAUGACUGUUUAAGUGCUCAUGAUUGGUCAAAUAACUCUGGUAUUUCUUGUAGGGGCAAAGACUUUAUGGCAGUAUUGGUGCUGUCAAAACAAGAGCACCUGUUCUUGGAGGUUAGUGCUUCAGUUUACAGGCAUUAUAGUUUACUCAUUUUUGUAUGGCUAUUGAACAGUUUAUCAUUUCAGGUAAUUUUGCUGUAUGGGGAGGUUUAUUUUCUACAUUUGACUGCUGUCUGAUGGGAAUACGAGGCAAAGAGGAUCCAUGGAACUCAAUAGGUAGUGGUGCUAUCACAGGAGCUGUAUUAGCAGCAAGAGGUGAGUUAUCAAGUUAUCAACCACAUUCCUCUCUAAAAGAGCCUAGAAUAUAAAGGAAAUUUUACUCAGUUUGCAGCCUGACAUUUUUGGGAUAUAAUAUAUCCGCAGAAAAAAAAAACCACAAUAUUUAAUGGUUAUAGUUAUUAGCAAUUAUUCAACAAUUAGCACGCAUUGGAUAUGAGAUGGUAAUAGCAUGCAUCAAGUCCAUUAUAAUGUAUCUCUUAUCCAACAAGUGCAAAUGGAAUAACUGUUUCAUUGAAUUUCAUUAAAUCCUUUACAUUUUGAUAUUUAUAGCUUUACAAAGCAAAAUUAUUCAGCUCCACAACACUUAGCAUAAAUUAUGCAUUUCCAUAUAAGGUAACUCAGAAUAUUGGCCAAUAACUGGAGAAGAGUGAACCAAUCACAACACCAGAAAUUUUAUAUUCAGAGUUGAAAAUAUAAUAAUGAAAAAUAUAUAAUGUAAAUUUGGUUUGAUAGAUGUAGUGAUUUCUUCAAACUCAUCAUGCUUGACUUAUCAAGCAAAAUUGACUUAUCUACUGUGUUAAGUAAUUUUUAUCAGUUGUCUAUUAAAAGGGAGAUGGUUGCUAUUAUUCAAUGGUAAUUGUUAAUUUUGAGAACUAACCAUAGAAUAGAACUGUGUGACUCUGUUUGAGGUACAUUACAUAACCACCAGUGGUGAUCAAAAAUGGUGAUGCAAAAUGUAACUAAGUCCUUCUGCGAUCUUUAGGUGGACCAUCAGCAGCCCUAAGAUCAGCGGCAUUAGGAGCUGUCCUGUUAGCUUUAAUUGAAGGAAUAGGAAUUGGAAUAACAAGGAUGACAGCAGAGCAAUUCAAACCAGGUUUGUUCUCAGAAUUUUUUAAUGCCAAAGCUCUUUAGAAAUGUUCAAAAAUGUCUUUUCUUAGUUUUAAAAUGUGGAACAGCUCUGUAACUUUUACAGUGCCUUUCUCCAACCAGGAGUAUAAAUGGUAUCAGCAAAUUGUCAGGGAAGCCUGAUGAAAUGCUGGGGGGUAAACCUUGCGAUGGACUGGCAUCCCAUCUAGGGAGGAGUAGUAACACCCCUAGUUGCUUCAUGCCAUGGAAACUCCAAUAAGCUCCAGUCGGAUGGGCUCCCUGGCUCAAGUACAGACAUUUUUAAGACCUUACCAGACUUUACAUGUAGGAUCAAGUUAUAGCAAACUGGUAACUGCAGAUCAGUCAUGACUUUAGGUACUCAUUAUUUAACCUUUCUUCCUUGCAUUUCAGUCAUGCCACAGCCCCCAGACCCUGCACAGUUACCUCCAAAACCAUUCAACCCUACACCACAACCAAUACAGCCAGCAUCAGAAUUUGAUUAUCAGCCGCAGUAUCAAUAGGAAAAGAUAUACAAUACAAUAUGACAACUUUUCAAGUCAAAUUUUUGAGGAUUUUGUUACUGAUGUUACAAGGCCAGCUAUCCAGUCUGUGUUUAAGGAACAAUGUUGAAAAAGGCAAGGGGUACUUGUUGUUCACCAUCCUCUAGAAGCUCAGGCUGAAAGGACUGACAGAUGAGGAGGCAAGCCUCAUUAUGGGAAUUUAAUUUUGGAAGUUGUGUUGUUUGCUGUUGUCAUAAAAGAGGAACAACACAUAAACAUGUGCCAAACAUAAAAUUGCUUCACUUGAUGAAGUGGCAAUAGAGGCGUGGUAUCAAGUGGUAUGACUUGUACAUAUACAUGGAUACAUCAUGAAUUUGUGACUAGGGAUAUUGUUACUUGUACAAACAGGACAUGUUUUGUUGCUUUGGGUGGCAACAUAUUGGAGCACAUUCGCUUUCUAUUAGUUUUUUUUUUUAUUCAAUAUCUGCAGUGAAUGCAACUGUUGAUAAGCUGACAAGCAAUGGGCAGAUAACACUGUCACUAGUGUUAUGUUUCAGACUGAAUUUAUUUAGAAAGUAGUGGAAAUAAUUUGCAAAAAAUUAAAGUUAAUAUGUUUUCAAGUAUACUGGUGUGGUAAGUGGUGUCGUAAAACCAAACAUCAUUUUAACGGGCUGCAGCACAAUGCCAUUUUUAUUCAGUCUAUUUCUUUGGAAUCCAAUACAAAAUCCAUUGGAGGAAAAGGUUUAAAAUAAUUUCAUUACAG
Messenger RNA from Pocillopora meandrina, 3271 nucleotides. Lineage: Eukaryota; Metazoa; Cnidaria; Anthozoa; Scleractinia; Pocilloporidae. The record is from the annotation of a GenBank genome assembly.